UGUUGUUAACAAUGCACGUCACAAAAAGAGUUGACGUUCCAUAAUUUUUAAAAAAGCGCGAAAAGAUAUGGUAUUCAAAUCAGUUGCUGAGCAAUUAUUGUUUAUUACAUCAUGUUAUUAUCACCGCGGCAUCAUACAGUGAGAGAGAGGGAGAGAUGCUGUAAUCGCGCGGCUGACUGUUUUGACCCCGCAGCUCUGGGCGGAGAUUAACAGGCUUUUUAAAACUAUUCUUCGAUCGGCUUGAGCUUUGACCAACACUGAGCGAGAUGAUCGAAACCAGCAUCAAGUCCUUUUGUGUUUGCCCGAUCUGUCGCGCCGGAUAACAUCAACAACAGCUUAUAUCUGCAGAAAUGUGCUAAUCUAAACCUCCCGAACUCGAGCAGAGUCCUGCAUUGCCAAUGAAGUCCAAUCAAUUCCUGGAAGAGGACUGAUCCUCGUUCCCCAGGCGAUAACACAGUUUCUUUGGAGCGACCUUCAAAUUACUUGUUCGCUUUCCAGGAAAUAAAGGAUUUUGUUUGCGUGUUGGUCCAUGUGAGAAGUCGAAAGUGUCUCUUCAACGCGUCCUCCAGAAACUCAGACUGUUGUCUAAAGCAGACGAGGCUCAGCCCCCUCAUACGGAAGCGAUGGGAAGCGUGAGAGCCCACCGAUACAGCAUAGUUUCCUCAGAAGAAGGUGGGAUGAAGUUGUCCCCCAUUGCUAUUCAAAACGGCUACGGCAAUGGAAAAGUGAGCACCACAGAUCACGAGCAACAGCAAACGCAAAACCGAUUCGUCAACAAGGAUGGACGCUGCAAUGUACAGUUCAUCAACAUGAGCGAAAAAGGUCAGCGAUACCUAGCUGAUAUCUUCACAACAUGCGUUGACAUUCGCUGGCGUUGGAUGAUGGUCCUUUUUUUCCUGUCCUUCCUAUUGUCUUGGCUUAUUUUUGGACUUAUAUUCUGGCUCGUUGCAUAUACAUCUGGCGACUUGGAUAAUCAAGUGCAGAUAUGCAUUUCGAAUGUUGACAGUUUUACUGCGGCUUUCCUGUUUUCGGUAGAAACACAAACGACUAUUGGAUAUGGCUACCGCUAUGUGACGGAGGACUGCCCCAUUGCUGUGUUCAUGGUGGUUUUUCAGAGCAUCCUGGGAUGCAUCAUUGAUGCAUUCAUCAUUGGUGCGGUCAUGGCUAAGAUGGCCAAGCCUAAAAAACGAAAUGAAACCCUAGUGUUCAGUCAAUAUGCAACAAUCGCAAUGAGGGACGGUAAACUGUGCCUAAUGUGGAGAGUCGGGAACCUCCGCAAAAGUCACCUGGUGGAGGCACACGUCCGCGCUCAGCUGCUCAAAUCCCGCACCACAGCUGAGGGCGAAUUCAUCCCUCUGGAUCAGUUAGACAUUGAUGUCGGAUUCGACACUGGUAUUGACCGUAUAUUUUUAGUGUCCCCCAUCACCAUCGUCCAUGAGAUUGACGAGGACAGUCCAUUCUAUGACAUGAGCAAACAGGAACUGGAAAGUUCCGAGCUGGAAAUAGUGGUGAUUUUGGAGGGCAUGGUGGAAGCUACAGCCAUGACCACUCAGUGUCGAAGCUCUUACGUGACUAGCGAAAUCCUGUGGGGCCAUCGCUUUGAGCCGGUCCUUUUUGAGGAGAAGAAUCAUUACAAGGUGGACUACUCGCACUUCGAAAACACCUACGAGGUUCCCAACACACCUCAAUGCAGCGCUCGAGAUUUGGCAGAGAAGACGUACAUAAUGUCUAAUUCAAACUCUUUUUGUUACGAGAAUGAAGUCGCUUUCAUGGAUAAAGAGGAAACGGAGGAUGAUGAUGAUGACGAUGAUGAUGAGCAGAUUAACAUCAGGAGGGACAGUGUGGUUUUAGAGGGAUCCAAUAUGGACGAUGUCAAAAGCACAGCUUCUAGUCAGGACACUUUACCACUACAGCUCAAACCUUUAAGACAACAGCCUGAGAUCUGAGCAAUGUUCUGUCUUUGUGGUGAUGUUUGUGUACAGCAUACAAUGGCAAAGCCUGAGAAAAGGCUCAUUUGCUGCUGAUUUGAGAGCAAAAUGUUGCCAUUGGUUUGAGAGGAGCCCAAAAGUUUGGGUUGCAGAUGUCUUGUAACAUUCAUUGUUGUGUGUUGUCUAAGAAGACAGAUCAACAGAUAUUAACAUUCAGAUCUGUUCAGACACUCUCGACACAAUCAAGUUAUAAUAUACAUGCAAGCACAUAUGCAGUCCCUGUAGAAUAUUUACGCUCUGCUCCAUACCAAGUAAGCAAAACAAAUCAAUCACAUCAGCUCAAUGUCGAACAUGACACAAAACAAUAUUUAAAGUUAUUCUCAGUACAGCUUUACAUUUGCAUGUCGCUAAGAUAAAAUGAAAUACUCUGAAAGGCAUAAUGUGGAAAUGCAUGGCAUUAAAAGGACAGUUCAGCUAAAAAGUCCUGCCAGCAUUUACUUUUUUAAA
Molecule: messenger RNA, 2435 nt
Organism: Danio rerio (zebrafish)
Lineage: Eukaryota; Metazoa; Chordata; Actinopteri; Cypriniformes; Danionidae
Source: RefSeq, a predicted model, not a curated record